This is a messenger RNA of Didymodactylos carnosus, 1785 nucleotides long. The record is from the annotation of a GenBank genome assembly. NCBI's taxonomy places the organism in Eukaryota, Metazoa, Rotifera, Eurotatoria, Philodinida, Philodinidae.
AAGUUGAAUUUCGUGAAUUUAAACCGGUUGAUGAUCAAAUUAUCAGCAUGGUUCGAUGUCUUUAUUUUGCACAAACAUAUAUAACAAGUGGUGAGUUGUUUAAAAACUUGAUUUCGUCUAAUCGUCGAAAAUUUUGUUUUAGCCAACGACACAAUUCGAUCAUUGUGGGCUGGCACCAAUGGUGGUCAUGUCUAUGUUUAUUCCAUUGUUGGUGGCGAUAUACAGUUGACAUCGUCAAUAAGUCAGAGACCUAGUAAUACUCCUGUCGGAGGUAUUGAUCAAUAUGGUACCUGUUCAAUGGUUAAAGAAAUUCGCUUGAAACAUAAAGCUCCUGUAUUAAGUAUUGUUAUUCUUGAUGGAUUGAAUCGUCCAGUUGGUCAUGGUUCGGGAAUACCAGCAGUUGAGUCUUCACUAAGUAAUCAAAUAUUACCGACAACCAGUACCUCUCAAUCAGCAACGACAACUAUGGCAUCUGAACACACAACAAAUUCCACUACAUUUACCUCCACCUCAUUUACUGCUCAUAAAGUACUUAUUUGCUCCGAAGAGCAAUUCAAAAUCUUCACAUUACCAAAUUUAAAACCACUUUGUAAAUAUAAAUUAACGGCAACUGAAGGUGCUCGCGUUAGAAAAAUUAGUGUAAAUCAAUUUACAUUGAAAACAGAUAUUGAUCAACAAACGUCUUAUUCCGAAUCGUGUUUAUUAUGUCUAAGUAAUUUGGGUGAAAUUAGUAUUUAUAGUUUACCAUCGCUUCGGCGUCAAGCCGUAUUUAGUUGUAUAAAAACGGGCGACAUAACGGCAUUGUCAUCUGUUCAAUUUACACCCUGUUCUCAUGCAUUUUAUUUACAAUCAUCAUCUGAAUUAGCUGAAGUCUCUUUUACACCCGUCUCAUCAUAUCCAUAUUCCAUGUCCUUGCCAUUUAAUAAAUCAUUAAGAAAAUUAAUUCAGCGAUCAAGUGAAACUUCUCAAACAUUUUUACCUAUCUCGACCAAUGAAGAUAAUAAAAAGAAACAACAAAGUCCGGCGAAUACUGAAGAAAGAUAUAACGAAGAUAAUAAAAUUAAAAGUACCUAUAGCAAACAAAACAUUACCGAGUCUCCAUCAUCACCAAAAUCACUAACUCUGGAUAAUACAAACGAUUCGACAUUAACAUCAGCCAGUGAAACACAUCAACAUCAUCAUUCGUCAACAGUUAGUCCAUUAUCAAAGUCAUCAGGUUCUUCGUCCUCUCAAAAGAUAACAGAGAAUAAUCUAUCAAACACGCAUAAUCAUAAUCAUAAUCAUCAUGAAAAAGAACAAUUGCUGAAAAAACAAGGAAUGGAUAAUGUCAUUGGAAAUAAUAGCAGUACAAAUUCAGACUCAGCUAUUGAUCUUAGUUCAGGAGGCACAUCAAUUAAUACAACAACAAAUAAAACGAAUUCAAGUGAUGAAAAUCAUGGUACAGUUUAUAAAUACAAUGUUAAAUCGGCUGAACGAGAAUUAUCACCAUUUCAAUCAACGCCACUCAAAAUUUCAAAUGACGUACCAUCGUCAAUGUAUAAUGGCCAUUCAAUUGCUACUAGUUCUAUUUCACCUGUUGAAAAGCAACAAGUUUCACCCACAUCUUCAAUUCCUUCACAUUCGUCAUCAACAGCAACUAAACUAAUAUCGGUCAAAGUUCGUCAGGCUCCCACCAUUAAUGAAAUACAUUGUAAUGGUACAAAAAUUGAUCAUCAAAUACCACAAUUAUCUUCUCCACAACGAACAUCAGCGCCAAUUGCACCAUCAAAACCCAUUCAUACUUAA